Fusarium coffeatum is the source of this 1587-nucleotide messenger RNA. RefSeq lists its product as uncharacterized. The coding region runs from base 1 to 1587 and encodes 528 amino acids. The transcript has 3 exons. NCBI's taxonomy places the organism in Eukaryota, Fungi, Ascomycota, Sordariomycetes, Hypocreales, Nectriaceae. Gene Ontology annotation, biological process: post-transcriptional tethering of RNA polymerase II gene DNA at nuclear periphery; poly(A)+ mRNA export from nucleus; transcription elongation by RNA polymerase II. The record is from RefSeq and is a predicted model, not a curated record. Gene Ontology annotation, cellular component: transcription export complex 2. Gene Ontology annotation, molecular function: RNA binding; double-stranded DNA binding.
AUGCCUCUAGUUCUCGACUUCCUCACCCAAAUCCGUAAUUUCAUCCGCUCUCAAAAUGGCGACGAGCUCCGUGCAUGGCUCCAGGUAGAGCCCAACUCACCACAACAAUACCACAACCUCGCAGCCGAACUACGCUCUCAAUUCCGCCAACAAGGUCUCGACAAUGUCAUUGAGAAAUCGCUACCUCAAGAAGAUGACGUGCCGGAGGGUCAAGCGACCGUGUGGCCCGGCUUUGUCGCCUUUAUGAAAGACUACAUGGCCUUUUGGCGCGACGUGAAUUAUGAUGAUUUGUUGGGCGCGCAUCAGUUGUUGAGUGGUCUUGUCAACUCAUGUUCUACGGCUUUUGCUCAUCCUACAUACGGAGCCAUGCUUCUUAAGACGAGCAUGUCCUUGUCGGAAACUCUUGCCCGUCUCACAAUGUCUCUCAACAGACAGCCCGAGUUGGCGCGUCGUCUACGUGCCGUCGACGAAGACAAGACUAUUGCCGAGUCCUCAGCAGAGAUUAUUCAAAAGAUCUUCACUACUUGUUUAACAGACCGAUCUAGCGGUCGUUACGAUAAACCUGAAGGCAAGAAGGUUGGCGUUUACAUGUUUGCUAACCUUGUCCUCAAACUUCUCUUUGCGUGCCGGAGAACACAUCUUGCAAAGAUGAUCUUUGUCAACAUUUCUACCAUCUCUCCGCCUCUGUCACUCUAUCCAGCUGCCCAGCGCGUUACCUUUCUAUACUAUCUAGGCCGCUUUAACUUCUCUAACAAUCACUACCUCCGGGCUGCGUUAUGUCUCGAACAAGCAUACCUUCAGACUCCAUCGCAAUUGAUUUCACACCGAACCAACAUCCUCACAUAUCUGAUCCCCUGCAACAUGCUAUUAGGACGCUUUCCAUCUCAGGUGUUGCUCCAGCGCCAAGAAUGUCAGGGUCUGGCACCAGUCUUCUUUCCCAUCUGCCAGGCUAUUCGAUCUGGCAACUUUAUCCAGUUUCAACAUCACCUAGCACAACAUGAGGAUUGGCUUUUCGAAAAAGGUCUUUUGUUGACAUUGAGCAACCGUCUACGACCACUUCUCUGGCGCUCAUUGAGUCGAAAGACUUUUCUUCUCACAUACGUCCCACCAACAGACGCAUCAUCACGCAAAGCAGCAACUCUCGACCUAGCAGACCUUCACGCAGUCGCCACAUACACUCAACGCCGUCUGGAAGGCUGGGUACCAGCAGGACCCAACGGUCUCAACCGAUCUCAAAACGUCAACCCUCUUCUGAUGAGAGCUCUUGAGAACAAUGCUCAAAACCCAGAAGGUGACUCCACGCUAGUUCCGCCACCUGGUGGCCCCAAAUCUCUCCGGCCCAACGAGGGUAUGAUAUGGGGCAACGCAGAGGUCACGUCCGAAGACGUGGAGAUGACAGUCGCGACGCUCGUGCAGCAGGGUUCGAUGCACGGUUUCAUUGCUCAUGGAUCAGGACGAUUUGCUAUCAUUGGCGCUAAGGCCAAGGGAAGCCCUGUGCUUGCUGGCUGGCCCAAUGUGUGGCAGACAGUUCGUGAUAGGAGAUAUGAGGAUUACGACCCUGAUGAUGUACCCGGAUGGGUCAAGUAG